Messenger RNA from Ostreobium quekettii, 1368 nucleotides. NCBI's taxonomy places the organism in Eukaryota, Viridiplantae, Chlorophyta, Ulvophyceae, Bryopsidales, Ostreobiaceae. The record is from the annotation of a GenBank genome assembly.
AUGGCCGGAGUACGUGGAGUCGUGGCGCACCUUUUGAAAAGAGAGCAGAGCGAAAUCUGGAGAUCUUCAACGAUGGUGGUGCAGCUUGGCAUUGAGACAGCAGUGGUUGCUGAGGGGAAGAUGCAAGCAACAAUGAAUCUUGAAGGGAGCUGUCGAGCACCAAGGAUAAGCGAUCUGCAUCCUGUGUGCCUGUCCCCUUCAUUAGCAGAAAUCGUCACAGUAGAAGCAGUAUCACUACGCUGUGAUGAUUGUCGGCUGCUCUGCAGGACUCCAGAGUCUCCAAUCAGAGUCGAAACGUGGCGUUCUCAGGACGCUCCUGGACGUUUCAAGUGCUGUGUGGAGGGAUUUGAAGGGACCCGGGCUGCAUUCUUGGAGUUGGCUUGUGGGGCGGUGCUGAGCGAGCCACGGGUAUUGCUGCUGGUGGACGAUGACUGCGUUGCAGAAGAGAUCAACGCCUUAGCCCUGGGAAAAGACGCUGAACUGUAUUUUGGAGGAAGGAUGGAUGAAUUCCUAUUGGACUUGGUCCUCGUGUUUCAAGGCACUGAUGGGAAUCACAGGCAUCGCAUUAGUGUUGAAGAGCUCGGGAGAAAGGCCAGGAGGCUUCUGGCCUUUGCAUGCGAUCAUGGUUGCAGCGCAUUAGCAGACAGGCUGUUUGCUGCUGCCACCUGGGGAUGUGCAUCGGUGGACGAGGCAAUUCAAGAUUCCAUCAGCACAAAGGGGCUUUCACUGUUGCACAGAGCGGUCCGCUCUGGGAGCACGACUGUGGCCAAGAAGCUGAUGGAAUGGGCCUGGAUGAACAGUGCCGAGUUCUGCAGCUGUGGAAAGGGACUGUACGGAAUCACGCCGCUGCAUUUGUCAGCGCUCCUGGAGGACGACGGCCACAUGGCCGUCACGCUGCUGUCUUGCUGCGGACCCAAAAUAUUCACCACAGUCGCGUCGGAUGAUGGCGUCACGCCGUUCCACCUGGCACUUCAAAUGGGGCAUUUCCGAGUGGAUAAGCUGAUCUGCUUCCUCCAGUAUCUCAGCAAGAAGCGGUGCUUGAACUCCACGUGGCAAGACACCUGCGAAACCUGCGACUCGGCGCUGCCCCCACUCCUCCUGUCCAUAAUGGCGUCUUGCGGAUUGUGUGGCGCCCAGAAGCUGCCUGCGCCUCACGGAACACAUGCGAUCGAGUUUCCGUCCGCCACCGGGGAGGACCCCAGCAGCGCAGUGACAACGAAGCGCGGGCGCAGCUCCGAAAAGGCGCUGUCUUACCUCCCAGCCACGGUUGCACACUUGGGGCAGUGUGACCACGAGGAAAACUUCGUGUAUUCUAUAACGGCCAUGUGCCAGACGUGCCACACAGACAGGGUGCUUGUGGUGUUCUGA